Argentina anserina (silverweed cinquefoil) is the source of this 1869-nucleotide messenger RNA. RefSeq lists its product as uncharacterized. Gene Ontology annotation, biological process: shoot system development; root development. The record is from RefSeq and is a predicted model, not a curated record. The transcript has a single exon. Lineage: Eukaryota; Viridiplantae; Streptophyta; Magnoliopsida; Rosales; Rosaceae. The coding region runs from base 103 to 924 and encodes 273 amino acids.
AACAUAAAGACAUGUAGAAGGAAAUAACUCAUCAGUUUCAACUUUCAACUUUCAAUUGUACAUCCACUACAAAGACUUCUCAUCUCAAAUCACCAAAAGAAAAUGGCUUACCACACUCGCUCUAACAGCUUCCCCUCCAGGCCACACCCCAUCCUUCAAGAAGUUGAUGAACAUUUGUGCAGACUGAGGUCUGCCGAAGCCACAUCCACAUCUUCAUCAUCAAUAAGCCACAAACUAAGUGGUCUCCAAGACCUUCAUGAGUGUGUUGAUAGGUUGCUUCAGUUGCCUCUCAAUCAACAAGCCUUGGCACAAGAGCAACAUCAGAAAUGGGCAAACGAGCUAUUAGAUGGCUCUCUUCAGCUUUUGGAUGUCUGCAGCGUUGCCAAGGAUGCCCUUUCACAAACCAAGGAGUGCAUACAAGACCUUCAAUCAAUCAUUCGAAGAAGGCAUGGAGAUGAAUCUGCAGUGCUCCCAAGCGAGGCUAGGAAAUACUUAACCUCCAGGAAGACACUUAAAAAGGUACUCCACAAGGCUUUGGACAACUUGAAGGCAACAGCAAGCAGAUCCGCUUUCUCUUCCAUCCACAAGGAAGACGUCACCAUUGUUAACAAGCUGAGAGAGGUUGAAGGAUUCACUGCCUCAGCCUUUGAAUCAGUGCUGUCCUUCAUCUCUGGGCCAAAGUCCAAGCCUAGCAGCUGGUCUUUGGUUUCCAAGAUAGUCCAAUCAAAGAAAGUAGCUUGUGAGGAAGACACAAAAGUAAAUGAAUUCGCCGAGGUGGAUGCUGCAGUAAAGUCACUGAAGAGUGCACACAUCCAGCUUAACAAUCUGGAGUCAUGCAUUCAAGACCAAGAAGAAGCACUUGACAGUCUAUUUAGGCAAUUAAUCAAAACUAGAGUCUCUCUUCUGAAUAUCCUAAGCCAUUAGAUAUUGGCUUCUAGAUCAACUUUGUACAUGAUAGACAUACAUACAUAAUGAGAUAUACUUCUUUUGCUCAUUUUAUUUGAACAUAUCCCCUUUCACUUCAAUUUUAUUUGAACACUCACAAGAUGCGAAUGAAUGAACUUCGAGUGAAAAGAAUUUGAAAAAUUAGUAUGCCCUCAAAAAGAGAACUGUAAAUUGUAAACGCUCAGUAUUAACUGUGAAUCUAGAUGGUAGAUUAGAGGAUUUUUCAUUAUUCAGAUUGAAACUAUCACAUGGAGUUUCUGCAAGCAAAUAUAAAUAGACAAGGCUGUUAAGAUUCUAAGUGUCUGAAGGAAGAUAAUCAAUAAAUCAUAACAAAUUAUAUAUAAAGCAAAGGAGACAUUAUUUUCACAUGCAUUAACGUAUUUAGCAAAAAACAGAUGCUUCUUGUUUUCUGUUUGAGGGACAAUUUCUGAAAUAAGUUAAAGAAUCAAAAUGAAAUAUUCAGAAGGUUUCAUAACACACUUACACUUCAUAUCAAUUAACUAUUUCAUGAGAAGUGGCUUCAUUUAUGCCUUAAUUAUAGAUUUGAUAACUAAAUCGCAGAGGCAAUUUAUCAUAAAAAAAAAUUAAAUAAACAGGAGAGAAAAUAAUACAGAUGGGUGAGUAACAUACUUGUAUUUUCUUGGAAAUGAGAAAAAUAUGUAUGUCAUUCCACUAGUGCUUUGCUUAAUUUAGCACAAUAUUUUUUUCAAAAUAUACAACAUUGGAUCAUGUAGCAUUCCAAAUGUUUAGUUAUACUGGUGCCAGAGAUGGGGAACACUACAAAAUCAUACUCAGAUAACAAUUUGAAAGAAAGUGAAUUGUCUUACCUUUUAGAAUCGGAGAGGGGUGGGAGGAGGACUUGUUUCUCCCCAUCAGACAUUUGUAAAAUAUGGAGAUGCUGAAUGCCGAAGGUAAAUCAGUAGC